This is a messenger RNA of Rubroshorea leprosula, 952 nucleotides long. The record is from the annotation of a GenBank genome assembly. Lineage: Eukaryota; Viridiplantae; Streptophyta; Magnoliopsida; Malvales; Dipterocarpaceae.
GUAUAGUAUUACCCCCCUCGCCCCCGAAGUCCUCGCCCCAUCUUAUUUGGUCAAACAUUAAAACGAUGUCGCAGGGAUCUAACUGGGUGUUCACACUUAACAACCCAACCUCUAAGAUAGAGAUUGAUGAUACGGUACAGUAUUGUUUGUAUCAAUUAGAGAGAGGUGUGAACGGUACAGAACAUUAUCAAGGAUAUAUUCAGAUGAGAUCAAAUCGUUGCAGGAUGAGCAACGUGAAGAGAGUACUCGGUGACAGAGCUCACGUAGAGAAGAUGAGAGGUAGUCAAGAAGAAGCUAUCGCCUAUGCGAGUAAAGAUGAUACACGUAUUGAUGGUCCAUGGGAAUGUGGAUUGUUUGUUAAGAAAGGAUCUAACAAGCGUAAGCGUAUUGACCAGUGUCGAGAGUCGCCGGAAAGAAUGGCAAUUGAAGAACCAGACUUGUUUAAUGCUUGGAGAUCAUCGGAGAAGAUGAAGAAGUUUAGAUCUGAAUAUAUGGGCCCCAUACUUAACCGUGGUUGGCAAUUGCAGUUAACGUAUGGGUUAGAACAAGAACCAGACUCACGAACAGUGCAUUGGGUGUUUGGUCCACAAGGAGCCGAAGGCAAGUCCACGUAUGCAAAGUGGUUAGACAGUAAAGGUUGGGUUGUGUUGCAACCAGCAUCUGUGAAAGAUAUGACCCAUCUUUAUGGGUCUGAGAAUGUUCAAGCCCAUUUGUGUAUUGACAUAAGUCGUCGAGUUGACCCUAGCCACAUGGAUAAUGUGUAUGAGUUCAUAGAGAUGGUGAAGAAUCGUAACAUUCAAGUUACUAAGUACAGAUCAUAUAGGAUUAGAGAGCUUAAUCAAGUUCAUGUUGUUGUAAUGAGUAAUCAUUUACCUGAUUAUUGUAAGAUAUCAGUUGAUAGAAUAAAAUUGAUAGAGUGUUGAAUACAUGUGAAUAUAGUUUCUUCGUUAUU